Brassica rapa (field mustard) is the source of this 1448-nucleotide messenger RNA. RefSeq lists its product as uncharacterized. Gene Ontology annotation, molecular function: metalloendopeptidase activity. The record is from RefSeq and is a predicted model, not a curated record. NCBI's taxonomy places the organism in Eukaryota, Viridiplantae, Streptophyta, Magnoliopsida, Brassicales, Brassicaceae. Gene Ontology annotation, cellular component: membrane. Gene Ontology annotation, biological process: CAAX-box protein processing.
AGAAAAGAGUCUCUCUCUCUCACACUAGAUGAAGAACAGAGUCUCUCCGGCGAAUUCGCCUGAGAGCUGUCGCGUGUAAAAUCUAAUGGGUCUUCCUUUGUUGACUUGUGGUACGACAAGAGUCGCUUUCUCCUCUUCUUCUUCGUCUUCGUCAUGGUUUAAGAGUAGUGAUCGUAGUUUUAGGCUUUACGAGUCUCCGGCGAGUUCGAGAUCGGAGCUGCGGAGGCGUAGCGGGAAGAGAAGCAGUCUUUCGUUAGAGAAGUCGAGGGGAGUUAAAGCGUCUUCGUCGGGACAGAGCAGCGGCGAAGUGAUCGACGACGGUGAUGCGGCGGCGUCGGCAAGAAGUAUAGCUGUGCCUUCGGGAGAUGUAACGUCGGUGGGAAGUUUCGGCGGCGGGGGGUUAGCUGGACCGUCGGGAGAGGUGACAUCCGUGGGAGAGUUUGUCGGUGGAAGCGGCGGAGAUUGGGAUAAGAUCGGUGCUGUUGUUAGGCUGAGUUACGGAAUCGGAAUAUACUGUGGAAUGGCGAUGGCGGGAAGGUUUAUAUGUGAAGUAGCAGGGAUAGAUUACACAGGAGGUUUUAAUGCUUCUUUAGAUGCUAUUAUUGCUGGUCUUGGUUACGCUUCUCCACCUAUCAUGGCUCUUCUCUUCAUUCUUGAUGAUGAAGUUGUGAAGGUGUCGCCGCACGCUCGUGCCAUUAGAGAUGUUGAAGAUGAGGAGCUUCGUGGCUUCUUCCAUGGAAUGUCAGCUUGGCAGUUUAUCUUAGUAGUUACUGCAAGUUCAGUUGGAGAGGAGCUCUUCUAUCGCGCUGCGUUUCAGGGUGCACUAGCUGAUAUAUUCCUAAGAGGCACAGAUCUCAUCUCAGAUCCUCGAGGAAUGGUCGCUUUGACUGGACUAUUGCCUCCGUUCGUACCGUUUGCUCAAGCGUUUGCAGCCGCUAUAACCGCCGCUCUCACUGGUUCUCUCUAUUACAUUGCUGCUUCACCUAAAGAUCCUACUUAUAUAAUGGCACCCGUCUUGAAAACUCCUUCUGCCCGUGACGAGCUCAAGAAGUUGUUUGCAGCGUGGUACGAGAGGAGACAGAUGAAGAAGAUCUACUCUCCUCUUCUUGAAGGGCUUUUGGGUCUCUACCUCGGCUUUGAAUGGAUUCAGACAAACAACCUUCUUGCUCCUAUCAUCACACAUGGCAUAUACUCGGCUGUUGUAUUGGGUAAUGGUCUCUGGAAGCUUCACCAUCACCAACAAAGACUACGCCUACGGGUACAUAAGCUUGAAGCUGAAGGUGACAACAACAGUACAAGAUAGAUUAAAAAAUAAAUGAAUAAAACACUACCCUUUUGUGUUUAAAGUUUUGUAAAUUGUCUUUUAUGUAUUGAACCUUCAUUGACUUGUACAAAUAGAAAGUAAAGUGUUUAGAACCAAAUAAGAGAGCAGCUACUUGAAGCUUUUA